GCUUGUGUGCAAGAUCCUCGCAGCCAUUUUCACGAAGUGUUACGAGCGCCAUGUCUGAGGAAGAACCCGAUCAUAGCGUCGAAAAUAAACACAAUAUUCUCCGUCUGCAAUUUCGCACCAGGGCGUCUGUGAAACCGCUGGGGACAUAAGCAGAGCCGGGGUAUCAAAGCUGUGUUGAGACAGCGUUUAACAUGACAGAGGAUAUCAUGUCUGUUGUUAAGCGUCUCAUGUGUUGUUGAGAUGCGUAAACCGUGAGUUUUUUUCUCCAGACUGUCAAUACAUCCAAACCUUCAGCCAACGAGUGACUGAUGCAUCUCACUCUGGUUGCGGAGAAGGGCCAGUUGUGUUUGCAACCAUCAUGGCUUUUGUGAGCCUCUUCUCCAGUCCCCCAAGCCCCGUACUUGACAAAAAUAUGACAGACUCUGAGCUGGCAGGGGAAGAAAGGGAGGAUGGAGAAUUGGAGGACGGAGAAAUAGAUGAUGAAGGAAUAAGCAUAGAAGAGGUGAAAGAAAUCAAAGAAGAGCCAGAAGAGGGUGAUAAAGAAAAAGAGAAAGGAAAAGAAAGAGAAAAGGAUGACAAAACUCAUCGUCACUCCCGAAAGAGACACAGAAAAAUUAAAGAUAAGCGAAGAUCAAAGAGAAGGCGGCGAGACCGACAAAAGCAUCACUCUUCAUCCAGCGGCUCCAGCUCGGAUAGCUACGACUCGGAGCACGAGCGUCAAGACCGACCUAAGAGCAAGAAGAACAAACCGACGUACCGCGAUCAUGAUGGGGAGCAUGUGCAGCGAGAAAGCGAGCUUGGAAAACCACCAAGGUCGACGCAGCACAAGAACAACGAUACUGAGAAAUACAGUGACUACAGUGAAGAAAAAUACGACUACGAUGAAGAGGACAAUGAUUUUUCAGGACAACUGUCUAAAUAUAAACAUGCCAAGGAGUCGUCUGGUCAUGGCAAAGCGGGGCCACCUAAAGACCAGGCCAAGCGACCAAACAUGAAGGGACAACAAAGACAGCAACAACAACAGCAGUUUGGAGGUCAGCGUGGAAGAGGACGUGGAGCCAUGGGCCGGGGACGCGGUAUGCCCAACAAAAACAAAAAACAGAAGGGAAAGAAUUGGGGCCGUGGACGUGGUCGAGGAGGAGAGCAGGGCGGAGGAGACGGCGAGUCCAAAGGUCAGCCCAGUUUUCAGAAGAAGCGUCCGAUUAUGAGCCAGGAAUUCAUUAAUCAACACACGGUUGAACACAACGGGAGGCACAUUUGUAAAUAUUUCAUUGAGGGUAGAUGCAUCAAGGGGGACCAGUGCAAGUUUGACCAUGAAAAUGUUGUACCAGAGAAAAAGAAAGAACUGUGCAAGUUUUAUGUCCAGGGAUACUGUACCAAAGGAGACAACUGUAUAUACAUGCACAGUGAGUAUCCCUGCAAGUUUUUUCAUACUGGAGUAAAGUGCUACCAAGGAGACAACUGCAAGUUUUCUCAUGAGCCUUUAACUGAUGUUACCAAGGAACUUUUAGACAAGAUCCUCAACACAGAUGAGGAGAAUGUAAAUGAGGAUGAGCUCGAGUUGGAAGAUCUGAGGAAACACGGAAUUGCCCCACUACCUAAACCACCUCCAGGUGUAGGACUUUUACCCACUCCUGGGCCUGGAAGCCCCCCAGAUGGAGGCAAGAAGAUCCCCUCUCUGUUUGAGAUCAAAGUUCAACCUACUGUGGACCUGGCGCAGAAGAUUGCUCUAAGGCCUAAUUUCUACAACAGUACAUCACCCCCUGCUGGGCAAUUUCAGGGAAGCGGUGGUCCUGUGCCAUUCACUGGUGUACCUGAGGAUAUGCAGUCUUGCAAUAUGAUGUCAUCUCCCCCAAAUCCUUCCCUACCACCUCCUCCAGGUCCCAUAGGAAGUCCUCCACUAAUGUUCACAGGCCCACUGAGUCCCAGCGGCCAACCACCACCUCAUGGCUUUUGUCAGAGCCCACCUAUGCCAGGACACCAAGGGCAGCCCCCUUCAUUCCAUGGCAACAUGCAGCACAUGAACCAUCCCCCCAUGAACCAACAGGGGGCGCCGUUUCAACCUGUGCCUGACACGCAGAUGAAUAUGCCUUUCCAAAACAUAGGCCAGAUGCCCUCAGAGUUCUUCAAGAAUUUGUUCAGCAGUCAAUCUCUGGCUCAAGGAGUAGAUGAUGGACCCAUGAAAGACUCUCAAAUGGAGUGUAACAUUGAGUCUAGUGGGAUGCAAGACUUCUUGCCAGCUGUCCAGAAAGCUUUGCUUUUACACCUGAACCAAAACAAACAAGACUCAGACUGUCGCAGGGAAGGCUGUGCACCUCUCAGCACAGAAAAAGAUGAAACUCCUAACUGGUACUCCAGUGAUGAGGAAGAGGGUGGCAGCGUAACAGCCAUUCUGAAUACUCUAAAGAAGCAGAAUGAAAUGUUGAAGCAGCAGCACAGUGUACCACCAGCUGGCUCUGUGGACCCCAGACUGCAAAAGGAACGAACUCUGCCAAACGAUCCUCGGGUGAAAGCUGACCCACGUCAGCGCCCCCCGGACCCAAGAAAGGACAUCGGAGACAGUGUCGGGGACCCCAGGCUUGUCAGAGACCCACGUAAAAUUAAACCUCUGGACCCAAGCAUCUCUCAUCGCCACCCAAACCCCUCCCACAAGCCUCCGACCGGAGAAGAGGAUGAUGAAGGUGAGCGAGAGCUGAGGGACAGAGCAGCCUUUAUCCCACUGGAACCGAGUCCUGGGGCCAUGCUGCGAGAUCCCAGGUGCCAGAUCAAGCAGUUCAGUCACAUCCGGGUAGAUAUCCUCCUUCAGCGUCCUGCCUUUUCUCAGACUGUGGUGUGGGCCCCCGAGGAUCUCAUCCCUUUGUUGGUCCCCAAACAGGAGCCGUCUAUAAACCUGCCUCUUCCACCUUUAAUUGCUGAUGCUCAACUGAACCGUAGCCUUUCCUCCCCACCAGACCACCCUCCCUCUGCGACUUUGAGCCCGCCUGAUCUUCGUCUGGCAGCUGCCCGCCUCAAGGAAGGAAUUGGACGAUUCGGUAGCCCUCCUGGUAGGACUGUAGAUUCUCGGCACCACCCUGACAAACCCAUUGAUCCUCGGACUUCCAAGACACUUGAUCCCAGAGUUAGCCGAUCUGGCAGUCUCGACUCCAAGCUGUCUGGUAUGAAGGAGACAUCCUCUGGUAGUGGGUCCGGUGACCCACGUUUACAUCGUGGUAGUGGAAGCACAAACCAACACAGCGCUGCAUCAUCCAAGCAUGAAUCCGAAAAGUUGCCCCCGUAUGCACCCCGUCUGGCAUCUUCCAUGGGCGCAGGUCUUGAAAGCCCCACCACGCUGUUAGGGGGCAUAAGUUUAUACGAUCCACGCAAUCACUCUUUACUCUCCCCAAAACCUGAAAGUGAAGAUCUACCUAAAAAGUCAAGUAUACUAAAGUCAUCUUUAAAGCUCCCGAGUUCUCCGCCUCAUGGUUCACCAUCACGGGCAACAGGAGUAGAGAGGGAAGACAAAAGUCCAGUUGAAGACUCAAACGGCACCACUAGUGUCUGUUCAUUCAAUCCUCCAGUGCCUACGAUGAUGCCAGCAUCACCUUGCUCACCAGUCCGGGCUGCAGCUCCCGCUGUGCACAACUUGCCCAUUCAGGCGCUAGCGGGACUGAUAAGACCCGCUUACGUGGAUCCACGGCAAAAUAGACCGGCUGGCUCCGCGGGUGCGACUCCACAGGAGGACGAGGAGGACAAAGAUGAAAAGAAGGACAGGCCCCUGAGGGACGUUUUUAAAACCUUUGACCCUACAGCAUCACCGUUUUGUCAGUAAACACGAAUACUAAAUCUGACUCACACAUUUACUGUAGUCUGUACUUCUGUACUUUGUAUUCAUUUUGCAUGUAUAUGAUGCUUUUUUAUUUAUUUAAAUUUGUCUGUAAAUAUUUUCUCAAUGGUUACAUCAUUCUAAACAAGAUCUAUCUUUCUUUGCCCCCUAAAUCUGUAGAAUGGGUAAUUGAUCAUGCAAUUGUGUUGCCAUGAAGGACUGUAAUUGACUUGUAAUGCAAAUCAAAAAUAUUUUUAAAAAAUGUGUAACUUACAUGCAAAGACUUCAGUAUCCAGAGUCUCUUUAAUGUAACACCAUCAGUUAUUUUUUUGUAAAUUCCAACGAACGGAAAAGUAUUUAUCCCGUAAUAACAUUCAGCCCUAUAUAGAAGUGCUGUAUAUAUCAGGAUUCUUAUAUCACUUUUAUUUCAAGCAUCUCUUUUAUCGUUACUGCAUUGUGAUUUAUGGUUAUAAAGGUGAGGUUUGCGGUUGUAUACUGAGGAUCUCUGUGUUGUAAAUAUUUUUUGUUUUAAUGCUCGAGGCAUUUUUCCUAUUUUUUAUUGUGUUUUUUUUUUUGUGUGUGCAAAUGUUUUGUUCUGUUUAUAUUGUUUUUCCACAACAAAUGAAUUGCUUUUGGUUCUUUUACUAUUCUGGCCGAAAUGGGAAUUGAAAGACAACAGAUAUAAACUCUCAUUUUUUUAAUUCAGUGUCUAAAAUAAAAUAAACUAAAAUGAGAAAUUAAGUGA
This is a messenger RNA of Misgurnus anguillicaudatus (oriental weatherfish), 4547 nucleotides long. RefSeq names its product zinc finger CCCH-type containing 6 (gene zc3h6). Gene Ontology annotation, molecular function: metal ion binding; RNA binding. Gene Ontology annotation, cellular component: nucleus. The record is from RefSeq and is a predicted model, not a curated record. Lineage: Eukaryota; Metazoa; Chordata; Actinopteri; Cypriniformes; Cobitidae. Gene Ontology annotation, biological process: negative regulation of DNA-templated transcription.